AUGGGGCCCAGCAUCCUCGCGCGAGGCCUUCGGCUCCUCACGUGGUCGGUGCUUUUCGCUACCGGAACCGUUUCUCGCUCUGCAACGGCGGAAAGGCUGGAGGAGGUCGAGCAGGUGGACUUGCUUCAACGGAACUUGGAACUCCAAAACUCCCCUCUGGAGCGACGCCGCAAGGCGUCACCCAUGUUCUGGCUCCAUAUCCCCAAGUGCGGCACCAGCUUUGCCAAUACAGUGAUGCACCUGCCACAGAUGUGCCCUGGGCUGAAGGAGAAUGUGAGUUUGGGAGAUGUGGAGAUUUGGAGUGAAUGCUUCGAGGUCGCUUUCUGGAAGUUAUGCCCAACCCUUUGUGACCAAAGCUUGGUUCACUGCAAUAGAUGGCCAGACGGAGAAGGCUUCACAGGCAUUCAUCAACUCUUGACAGAUGAGAAGUACUCGAAACACAAGGGUCACUUGGUCGCGCUCUUUCGUCAGCCGGAGCAGCGCUUGCUCUCCGCCUACUAUGAUGACAGAGAACUCUUUCGUACGACCGAUUUCGUCUGUUCUUGCUGCGACAAGAGCAAGUACAACACCGAUGAACUGUCGAUGGAGGCCUUCAUCCAAACAUGGGGCAGCUGGGAAACAGGCCAGUUGGUGGGAAAGGAUGCGAGCAAAGAGCAGUUGAGCUUGGCAGAUGUGGCUAAAGCCUUGGAGCGCUUGGAAGAUGGAUUCGCAUUUGUGGGUUUGCAAGAGGAAUGGGAGCUCUCAGUUUGUCUCUUCCACACCAAGUUCGGUGGGCCCUGCCUUGCCGUGGACUUCGAUGACAUCCGCCCCACACGCGGCCAAAACUCCUCCACCUACGACGUCCAUGUUCUGAACGGCUGGACCGAUGAUUUUGAUCGCAAGGUCUAUGCGAAGGCGAAGAACAUCUUUGAAAGCGACCUGCUGAAAUUCGGGGUCUCCCAUGAGACUUGCAAAGCAUGUUACGAAGAGGCAGGCUUGGAAUGGCAGGAUUGA
Molecule: messenger RNA, 993 nt
Organism: Durusdinium trenchii
Lineage: Eukaryota; Dinophyceae; Suessiales; Symbiodiniaceae
Source: the annotation of a GenBank genome assembly